UGAGACGUGUGAGCGUUGCCCCUUUAUGUCUACGCAAUGGCUAGACUCUGAUUUGAUGCUUUUAUAGCGGUUCAGACACGUCUCACGUAAUCAAAACAACGUUACGAAACGUCUACGAUACGGGAAAGAUUUCAAACAUCAUGCCUGUGGCAGCCACCAGCACAGAGCAUUCAGUGCUGCAGGUGUUGGACACGCUGAGUGACAGCACCAGCUCCGCCACCGCCAAUGACCUGGAUCUUAUCUUCCUCAAGGGCAUCAUGGAGAGCCCAGUGAGUGCUCAGAGUCUGGAGGAGACACGACUGAAGGCCGUGAGGGACAAUAAUGUGGAGCUGGUGCAGGACAUCCUGAGAGAGCUGAGCCCCUUUACACACCGCAGCAACACCGCCGCAGAGCUGUCAAGCAUACUCAACCAGCCGCACUUUCAGUCUCUGUUGGAGACACAUGACUCUGUGGCCACACAGACGUGUGAGACUCCGCCCUCGAGCCCCUGUGCUUUCAUGGAGCCACCCAUCAGUGUACGGGUGCCAGCCGAUGCCAUCCGCAUGGUGGGCAUCCGCAAAGUGGCUGGAGAGCAUUUGGGUGUGACGUUCCGUAUUGAGAAGGGAGAGCUGGUGAUCGCCCGCAUUCUCCACGGGGGGAUGAUCGACCAGCAGGGUCUGCUCCACGUGGGUGACAUCAUCAAAGAGGUGAACGGGCGAGAGGUGGGGGACGACCCUCAUGUGCUGCAGGAGAUGCUGCAGGAGGCCAGUGUCAAUGUGGUGCUCAAAAUCCUUCCCAGCUACCAAGAGCCACAUCCCCCGAGACAGGUUUUUGUGAAGUGCCAUUUCGAUUACGACCCGGCCAAUGACAACCUCAUCCCUUGCAAGGAGGCGGGACUAAAGGUCUCAAAUGGAGACAUUCUGCAGAUUGUUAACCAGGACGAUGUGAACUGGUGGCAGGCACAUCAUGUAGAGGGAGGCAGUGCGGGCCUGAUUCCCAGUCAACUUCUGGAGGAGAAGAGGAAAGCUUUUGUGAAGAAAGAUGUUGACCUUUUACCAGCAGCCAAUCUCUGCACUGGAAUGGCUGACAAGAAGAAGAAGAAAAUGAUGUAUUUAACUACAAAAAAUGCAGAUUUUGACAGGCAUGAAUUACUUAUCUAUGAGGAGGUGGCAAAAUUCCCACCGUUUCUCAGGAAGACGCUUGUUCUGAUCGGUGCACCUGGAGUAGGCAAACGAAGUCUGAAGAAUAAGUUGCUAGUGUCAGACCCUCAGCACUACGGCACCACCAUCCCCUACACCUCUAGGAAACCCAAACCAGCAGAUAGAGAGAAUAUGACGUAUGUCUUCACAUCCCGGAGUAAGAUGGAGGCUGAUAUAAAAGCUGGCUGCUAUCUUGAACACGGUGAAUAUGACGGUAACCUCUAUGGCACCAAGAUUGACUCCAUCCAUGAAGUAGUGGAAGCUGGACGCAUCUGUAUCCUGGACGUCAAACCACAGGCCCUAAAAGUCCUCAGGACAUCAGAGUUUUUGCCUAAUGUGGUGUUCAUCAAAGCCCCUGAGUUUGAGGUGCUGAAGGCCAUGAACAGAUCUGGGAUGGAGGCAGGAGUGACCACACAGCAGACAGACACAGAGCUGAAGAGGACAGUGGAUGAGAGCGCCAAGAUUCAGAGAGUGUACGGACACUACUUCGACCUCACCAUAGUAAACGACGAUUUGGAACAGGCGUACAGGAACCUCAAAUCCUCCCUAGAGAAGUUAAAGGGAGCUCAGCAGUGGGUUCCCGUUGGGUGGGUCUUUUAGAGCUCAGUGUGGCAAGUAAUGGAUGUUUCAUGCUACACUUUAUACCAGUGUUAAGAGAGCUUAUAUGAGGGCAUGUGUGUGCAUGUGUGUGUGUGAAAUCAUCAUCUAUCCUUUUCAAAAACUUCAGAACCAAGCUUAUGGCUAACUCCUGUGUCAGAGUUUAGCUACAGUCUCAUCUUUUUAUUUACAGGAAGCAUAUGUUUAAAGUAGGCAAGUUUCAGUUUAGAUGCAUUUUUGACAUUUGAGAUUUAUUUUUUAUUUUUUUAUUUAGCGAAAAAUCUGAACCUCAUCCUUAAGUUAAAAAUAAUAAUAAAAAUAAAAAGAUACAUUUAUUUCAGUUACAAAACUGUAAAACAAAACUAUAUUUUGUAGAAUAUAUCUUGAAUUAAUAAUGACUUUUGGAAAAUUGUUUUUUGUAGUUGUUUAUUUAAAUGUAAGCUUUUCAAACUGUUGUUAUAUUUAGGGUUAAAAACAAACGGAAAAACAAUUUACCAAAGUUAAAUGUCAAUAUAGCCUAUACUUAACUGUUCAAAAGUUUGGGAUCAGUAAUAUUGUAAUACUUGAAAAAGUGAUAGUAUACAGGAUAUUUAUAAUGUUACAAAAUAGUUCUUUUUUAAUUAAAUGCUUUGAAUAUAAUAUUUUUAAAAGCGUUUAAUAGAAUUCUUAAUAUAAAUUUUAAAUUCUGAAAAAAAUAUAUCACAAUUUCCACAAAAACAUUUAAGCAGCACAACUGUUUUCAACACUGAUGAUAAUAAGAAAUGUUUCUUAAGGAUCAUGUGACAUUGCUGAAAAUUCAACCUUAAUAUCACAUUAAUAAUUUACAUUUUAAAAUAACAUUUUAAAAAACAUUUUGCAAUCUAAUAAUAUUUCCUAACUUUUACUGUAUUGUUUAUCAAAAAAAAACAAAAUGGCGGCCUUGAUGUACAUAAGUGUCUUCAAAGAUCUAUCGACAUCAAACUUUUGAAUUAUAGUAUGAAUUCUUAUCCAGAUUUGCAUUUAAGUUAUGUUUUUUUUAAUAUAUAUUUUUGAUUUAGAAUUCACAGUUUAGUACAGGCCUACAUUAAUUCAGUUUUUCAUGGGUGGUAUAUGAUUGGACAGUGUUUCAUCGUUGAAUUAUAUUUUUAUUAUGAGGUUCUAUUUUGCUCAGCUCCUGUUGUUGUGUCAGGCACAUGACUUUUGUUCAGUUUUUUUCAUCCACAUUACAUCACUAUUUUUUUUUUUUAAUUCAUGUGUCGCAAGAACAUAUUGAAACUUGAUCAUAUUAAAACAGAAAGCAAACUGAAAGACAUAUGAGUAACGGAAACAGCAGGCAGAUAAUAUUUUGCACACAAUAUACUGUGCAGAAGCUGUCACUAUACUAUAUAUACAGCAUAUACUAUAUAUUGAUUUCACAUGGUUCUUUUUGAAAGAUCACUAUAUCAAACAUUGUGAACUGUAUUUACAUAUCCUACAUGCAAACAUGUGCCAAUAUGUAUUCAUUUUUUUAACAAGUUUUAAAGCCCCAAACAUCAUUUUUAAUUGGAAAAGAGCCUGUAAAUUGAAGUGCUAGAGCAUGACAUUAAGAUCUUUAUAUAAAUAUCCAUGAAGAUGCUGUUGGUGUAAAAUGUUGUGUAUCUGAUCUUAUUUGCAGCAGACAUCAUGAUGUAUUUAUUCUAAUGCUGCAAUGCUUAUUGGAUGAAAAUAUCUAUUUUUCUUAAAGACAAAUCCUCUCUACUUUUUUAUUCAAACAUUCUUCAAGUGCCAAUUUAUAGUCACUGAUUAUCUUUCAUGGCAGCUAUUGUUUAUUUAUUUGUUUUGUUUUUUUAUAAUUUAUAUCUAUGUGUAAGGUGUUAUGAUUUCAGUUUUGAUAUUGGUAUUACAUUUCCUAUGUAUCAGAUAAUGGAAUCGGCUAGAGGCAGAUACUGUAUAGUAGUCAUGUUUCAUGUGCAAAAUCAGUGUGUGCUUACAAGAACAACCUGUAAAGUGCCUGAUUUCUGAAAUAAAAUGUUUGGGGAAGUAAA
Molecule: messenger RNA, 3778 nt
Organism: Carassius gibelio (silver crucian carp)
Lineage: Eukaryota; Metazoa; Chordata; Actinopteri; Cypriniformes; Cyprinidae
Product: MAGUK p55 subfamily member 2-like
Exons: 13
Coding region: 141-1778 (545 amino acids)
Cellular component (GO): plasma membrane; cell-cell junction
Molecular function (GO): protein binding
Source: RefSeq, a predicted model, not a curated record